Messenger RNA from Mauremys reevesii (Reeves's turtle), 8128 nucleotides. It is a transcript of the gene KIRREL1, whose product is annotated as kirre like nephrin family adhesion molecule 1. The record is from RefSeq and is a predicted model, not a curated record. Gene Ontology annotation, molecular function: cell adhesion molecule binding. Lineage: Eukaryota; Metazoa; Chordata; Testudines; Geoemydidae. Gene Ontology annotation, biological process: cell-cell adhesion. Gene Ontology annotation, cellular component: cell-cell junction. The coding region runs from base 199 to 2475 and encodes 758 amino acids. The transcript is spliced from 15 exons.
CGGAGCGGCAGCCAGAGCGAGCCCGGAGCGAGCCAGCCGGAGGCCCCUUGCGCCGGAGCCGUGGAAAUGGUUUGGCGGCGGCGCUGAAGCCGGGCAGGGCGCGGAGAAGGCGAGAGACGCCCCCCAGCUCCGCGCACCGGACCCCGGAUCCCCCCCUGCCCCCCGCACCCCCCCAGCUCCCGGGCCAAAGGCAGGAGCAUGCGGAAUCUGCGGCUCUUUCUGCUCUGGGUUGUGACUCUGGCUGACACGCAGUGCCAAGUUGUCCAGACCCGGUUCAGCGAGGAGCCGGAGGAUCAGACCGUGGUGGCCGGGCAGAGGCUCGUCCUGUCCUGCGUGGUGCUGAACUACUCCGGGAUCGUGCAAUGGACCAAAGACGGCCUGGCGCUGGGCAUGGGGCAGGGGCUGAAAGCCUGGCCGCGCUACCGCAUCAUCGGCACGGCAGACUCCGGACAAUACAACCUGGAGAUCACCGACGCCGAGCUCUCGGAUGACGCCUUGUACGAGUGCCAGGCCACAGAGGCAGCGCUGCGCUCCCGGCGGGCCAAGCUCACCGUCCUGAUUCCCCCUGAAGACCCGGUGAUCGACGGGGCCCCCGAGAUCCUGCUGCGGGCAGGCACCCCGUACAACCUGACGUGCCGGGCUCGCAGCGCCAAGCCCGCCGCCACCAUCGUCUGGUUCCGGGAUGGGCUGCAGCAGGAAGACGCCAGCACCAGCACGGAAGUGUUAGCAGACGGCAAGAGGGAAACCACGGUCAGCCAGCUCCUCAUCAACCCCACAGACGCGGACAUCGGGCGGGUCUUCGUCUGCCGGAGCACCAACGACGCCGUCCCGGCCGGCAAGGAGACCUCCAUCAAGCUGAACGUGCACCAUCCCCCCACGGUCACCCUCUCCAUCCAGCCCCAGACGGUGCAGGAAGGCGAGCGGGUCGUCUUCACCUGCGUGGCCACCGCCAACCCGGAGAUCAGAGGCUACAGGUGGGCCAAAGGUGGCGUGAUCAUCGAAGAAGCCAAGGACAGCAAGUACGAGACGCAGGUGGAUUAUUCCUUUUUCACGGAGCCCGUCUCGUGCGAGGUGCACAAUGAUGUGGGAAGCACCAACGUCAGCACCCUGGUGGACGUGCACUUCGCCCCUCGGAUCGUGGUGGAUCCCAAGCCCACCACCACCGACAUCGGCUCAGAUGUGACGCUGACGUGCGUGUGGACCGGCAACCCCCCGCUGACCCUCACCUGGACCAAAAAGGAAUCCAACAUGGUGCUGAGCAACAGCAACCAGCUCUACCUGAAAUCGGUCACCCAGGCCGACGCCGGGCAGUACAUCUGCAAAGCCAUCGUGCCCAGGAUCGGCGUGGGGGAGCGGGAGGUCACCCUCUUUGUCAACGGCCCCCCGAUCAUCUCGAGCGAGGCCGUUCAGUAUGCAGUGCGCGGCGACCGCGGGAAAGUGGAGUGUUUCAUCGGGAGCACGCCGCCCCCCGACCGCAUUGCCUGGGCCUGGAAGGAGAACAUCCUGGAAGCUGGCACGCUGGAGCGCUACACGGUGGAGAGAACCAACACGGGCAGCGGGGUCCUUUCCACCCUGACCAUCAACAACGUGAUGGAGGCCGAUUUCCAGACCCGCUACAACUGCACGGCCUGGAAUAGCUUUGGGCCGGGGACGGCCAUCAUCCAGCUGGAGGAGAAAGAAGUCCUGCCCGUGGGCAUCAUCGCCGGAGCCACCAUCGGGGCCAGCAUCCUCCUCAUCUUCUUCCUCGUCGCCCUGGUCUGCUUCCUCUACCGGCGCCGCAAAGGAAGCCGCAAGGACGUGACCCUGCGCAAGCUGGACAUCAAGGUGGAGACGGUGAACCGGGAGCCCCUGACACUGCACGCGGACCGCGAGGAGGACACGGCCAGCGUCUCCACGGCAACCCGUGUCAUGAAGGCCAUCUACUCGUCGUUCAAGGACGACGUGGACCUGAAGCAGGAUAUGCGGUGCGACACCAUCGACACGCGGGAGGAGUACGAACUCAAGGACCCAACCAAUGGCUACUACAACGUUCGCGCCCACGAGGACCGCCCGCCCUCCCGCACCGUGCUCUACGCUGACUACCGCACCCCGGGCCCCGCCCGCUACGACAUGCGCCCCUCCUCCCGCCUCUCCCACUCCAGCGGCUACGCCCAGCUGAACACCUAUAGCCGGGGCCCCGCGUCGGACUACACCACCGAGCCGGCCCCGGGGCCCCCGCCGGGCACCGCCACGGGCGAGACGGCCAGCCAGCUCUCCUACGAGAACUACGGCGGCCACGCCGCCUUCCCGCCCAGCGCCGGCUACGCCACCUACCGCCUGGGCUACAGCCAGCCCCCCCCGCCCAGCCUGGACCGCGCCCCCUACGACGCCUACGACCCCAUGGGCAAGUACGCCAGCGCCACCCGCUUUUCCUACACCUCCCAGCACUCGGACUACGGGCAGCGGUUCCAGCAGCGGAUGCAGACUCACGUCUGAAGGACCUGGGGGCUGUGGGGGGACGAUCCUCACCGGAGACAUGAGGGGGGGGGUCACAGGUACUUUGUGACUGUCCUCUGAUAUUCAGGGGCUUUUCCUGAACCCCCCACGCCCACCCCUCCAGCACCAGGAUUCUCAGCCUGCCCGGCGACUGCACCUCUCACUGCCUGGAUUCAGGGGACCCUGGCAUCCGGCUGACUCUGGGGACCCUCCUCCCCUAUAUCUGAGCUUCCAUCCAGCCACCCAUCAUGUUGUCUUUGUUCGUUCUUUUCAGCCCAUGUCCCCGACUGGAAGGAAAACCGAUUUUUGAGGGGCUGCGGAGCCUCACCCCCACCCCUGCCCUGCUGACGCGUGGCUGGAGGCCGGAGAAAGCGUGCUGGUAGCUGCAGGGGGGGAGAUUCCCUCCCACGGCCUGGAUCCGGAAACUUGCCCCCGGCCAUGCCGGGGAGAGCCGAUUUCUUUGCCACGCGUCGGAUCUUUGAGGGGAGACGGGCCGAGAGCUGAACUCCGCCGGGGGUGAAAGGUUGUGACAACAAGGGGGGAGAGGGUUGUGGGGUGGUGGAAGACCAGUGGCUGAGGGCAGGCGAGGCUGUGCAUUGCCCCGGGGGCCGUGGGAUCCCUGGGGUCUGCAACAGGCUCCCGCACAGCUCGGCCGCUAGGAGGCAGAGAGUUGUGCCGUCUCCGGCUCCCAGGGCAUGAUGGGACUCGCCGCAGCGGGCACAGGGAGCACUGCGCUCUAGAUGUGAACACGCCGGGGGGGCCUGUCGGCCGGCAGGCCGGCUCACCCUGCAACCAGCCUCCGACUGGGCAAAGGGCUCUGAUCCCGCCUCAGCGCCCAUCGCUCAGCGCCUGGCAGGAUCGGGCCCUAACGUGGAAGACUAACCUGGAGCAACAGCUUUCGAUCUAGGCCAUACCCGGGACCCCCAUCCAAUACCAGGACCCCCUAUUCUAGAGCAGGGUCCCAUGUCCAAUACCGGGACCCCCUAUACAAAUCCUCCCUCUUCCAUCCUGGGACCCCCCUACAGUACAGGUACUCCCUAACCUAUCCCAGCACCCCUUUCCCAUAUUGGGAUCCCUCCUGCCCCACUUAGCAAUAUGGGCAGGGUGAAAUGCUCGCGACCCCUACGGUGCGAAUCCCUGACCUAGAUGGCGCUGCUGGCCCUAGGGAGAAAGGUCAGCCCCACACCCGAGUGCUUCCAUUCACGACAGCACAAGCCAGACCCCGGCCAGUCCAGAGUCUCUCAGGGCGGCCGGAUCCCUUGCCGCUUGCACCCCAAAUUGGAUCCCUCCCCCGUGUGGUGUUCCUCUUCAAAAGAAAGCAGGGGGCCCCCAUCUCUCCCCCUGUACCCGGUCCGUCCAGGGCCGAGCUGACUCCGUCCCCCGUCCCUAGCACUUUGAAUAUGUUUCUUUGGGUUUAUGUUGGGUUUUUUUAUAUAUAUAUUUUAUACGGGGGCGGGGCGGGGGGGUUGAUUGGUUGGUUGGGUUUUUUCCUCCGAAAGGACCAAUUGGAAUCCUGCCUCUUCCACCAUUUCCUGUGCCUUGAACUUCAGCUUUAUUUGACCCGUCGGCGUUCGCUUGCGCGGUGGAACCGAGCGAAGGGGGCGGGAGCGCUGGCCGGGCGAAAUGUUUUAGGGGCUGGUGGCACCCCGGGGUGGGGAAGCUGGAGGCUCGUGUCUCCCUCUAGUGUCUGGCACCAGCCACUACAACUGCCUGUCCCCGAGGCCAGGGGAGGAGCUGCCCCUUUAGCCUGAGGCAUCGAGAGCUGUGUUUUUAGAGCUGAAGGUCACGAGUUUGAUCCCCAGUGGCGGGCGCAGUCUCCACUGACGAUAGGGGCUUUCCAGGGCUGCCCACUAAGAAAUGAUGGGGGGCCCUGGGAUUCCCAGGGUUGUUAUUUUGGUGGGGGUGAGGGGUUUCCUUCAAGCUUCCCAAGUAUCCCAGUGAAGCUGCACCCCACCCCUGGAAGGGAUCAGGGGGGCUCUGUUUUCGAAGCCUGGCAGUGCCAUUCCCCAGCCAGGCAGAGGGGGCACUGAUGAGUGACACUGGGUCCCGCCCUGCAGCGUGAGCAAUGCAAGUCCUGAACGGCGCUGAGCCGGACCCCGGCCGCCACCUUCACUGCCCUUUCCGCCAUCGCUCCAUUAGGGAGCAGGACUCGAACCCAGGCCCAACUUCUCCACAGUCACGCCCGGACCAGGUAUCGAACUCUGAUCUCCCGCGUGGCUGGGUAGAGUACGAAGCCACCAGCCCUGUCUUGCCUGUUUCCUCCUAGUACCUACUGGUGUGGCAGGGCCGUAAGCACCCUGGGCCGUUCCCGCCCUGGGCUGCAGCAGUUUUGGAUCUGUUCCGGUGACCUUGCAGCAUCGGUUUCGUUUGGACAAAUCGGGGCCUUGAUUUUAAGUACAGAUAACGCCCCCCCCCCCCCCACAUUACGGAGCCAUUCAGAUACGGUACAGCCGUGAGCCGCGUGGGUUAUCGGCACGUCAGCAGAAGCGGUGAGCCGUGGUUAUAGCGGCCGCUUGGCCGGCCGGAGCCUAUAACAAUCUAGACCGGUGGGGUCGCCAUUUAUUGAAACAUCGCCUGACCCUUUAUUGACCCUGUUUGGAAGCAGCUGGAAUUUGGUCGUGUCUCCUGAUAUGGGCUUUUCCUGCCCUAUUUAUGGGACUUAUCCAGCGGCCAUUAACCUGGCACCUGAGAACUUCACAAUCUUCACUGUGCAGGCCGGGCAGGGCUGGUCUCUGGGGCACCUGGCACUGGCCACUGUCGGAAGGCAGGACACUGGACAGAUGGACCCUUGGGCUGACCUAGGGUCUUAGCCGCCUGGUACAGAUGGGGAACUGCAGCCCAGAGACCCAGAUUUUUACAGGUGUUUUGGCGUAGCUGCGCUCAGCAUCGCAACGCCUAAUUGAUUUAGGAACCCGGAUCAUUUCCAAAGGGGUUUAGGCACUCCAGAGCCUAACCCUCAUGGGCAGCUGAUGGGAUUUUUGCUCCAAAGUACCUAAAUCGUUUUGGAAGCUGAGUUUUAGCUCCCAAAUGAGUUAAGUGUUGCAAAACUGGGCGCAACACUGCCCAGUGUCUGGCUCAGUCAUGCGUCCCGGGUCAGAUGGGAGAACAGAGUUGACCCUGGGUCUACCUGGUCUCAGGAUAACAACCUGAUCCGGGGACCAGCUCUUAACGCGCCACUUUCAGGAGUCACGUUAUUUUGAACUUCAGCUCCCCCCCCUUAAUAAUAAAUUUCUAGCUCUUGUGUUUUUAAAGAUAAAAAACCCAGGAUUUAACCACUAGACAUCACGCUCCUCCCAGCACCUGCAAACUUGACUCUGAAAGGUUCAGAUGCCUGCAGGAGAAUCAAAAGUUUUUUUCCCAGCACAUGAUUUGUGGGAGGUCUGAUUUGCGAUUUGUGAAUGGUUGGGAUUGGCAGCACUGGCAGCGGGAUCUUAAUAUAAAGUCUGAGCCAAAGCUGGCGUCGUGGUCCAUGACUGGAGCCAGGGGCUGCUGCAAUACAGAUAAUAAUGACUAAUAGUCACCAGAAGUAACAAACCAGUGCUGGCUAAUUUGCUGGCAUGAGUCGGUCAUGUGAGAAGGGUUUUUUUUUAUAUGAAUGUAUCUAAAUAUAUAUUUGAUAUAAAUAUCCUGCCAAGCAAAUUCUUGAAAGCCAGAAGCACAUGUUCUUAAUGCUCAGCGGUAUAUAAUUAUAGAUCAACACCCCCCCUAAAACUUCUGCUUUGAGGCAGACAGCUGGCACGGGAAAUUUCAGCCCGAAGGGUUAACGUCUGCAACGUUCUAAGCAACUGAAAACAGGGUCUUAGAAUGGAACAUGUCGGGCAACCUUAACUCUAGGGGGCGCGCCGUGCACCCUGCAGAGAUCAUGGGGGCUUGGCUGGGUGUGUGUAGAGGGCCGUGGAAAAUGAGGGCAAAGCAAUAAUUCCUCGAGGGAGAGGGUUGUGUCUGGGAGGGGGAGCUGGGGAAAAGCCGUAGGGCAUAGCGGGUCCUGAGAGAUCUGUUUUUUCGCUUGAUCUCAGUCUAGCUUCGGGGUUUGAAUGGCCCCUGGACGGCUGCCCUGCGCUUCCCUCUCUUGAGCAUUUGUGCUCCGCAGUGUAAACUGCUUGUGGCUAACUCCAGCUCACGGGGACUGGCUCCCAGGGGUGAGAGCCAGGACGCCUGGGUUCUAUUCCCAGCUCUGGGAGGGGAGGGAGGUCUAGUGGUUAGAUCAGAGGACUGGGAGUCAGUUCCUAGCUGGGGAGGGGAGGGGAGUCUAGUGGUUAGAUCAGAGGACUGGGAGUCUGGACUCCUGGGUUUUGGCUGGUGUAACCCAACCCGUGGGGUGUUCUGUCUCCCCCUAGUGGCGGCUUGGCUGCACAACUAGAGAUUGACGCGCCUGCCACAGCUUGGCUACCGGAUGAGCUCAGGGCUAGCAGAGGCUCAGGCAUCAAGAUUCAGAGGUUCCCACGUACAAUUCCUGCUGUCGACAGCCCACCCGAGGGCGCGGGAUUACGCCCAGGUCCUUGAAUUUGCAGGGGUUUGCAUGAGUAACUUUAAACCAUUUGCAGUCAAACCGGUGCAAGUACUGUGUGUGGAGCAGCCACUGGGAGCUGGGAACCCAGUUCCCGUGGAAUUUCACGGGGAGUUGGGUGCCGAGCUGCCUUCGGUGGCUUUGCAUCCCCCAACAGAGCGCCCCUUGGGCAGCUGGACGAUGGGAGCGGUUCGGCCCUGACGGCGCCAGGUUAGCUCAGUGCCGGAAGCCAGCACAGGAUACGGCCGGGGGCGGGCGGGUUCCUCUCCAUUCGGGACCUCGGUGAUGGGUCGGGCGGCGCUCUCUGCCUUGUCCCACAGCUCUAGAGGGGUCUCGUCAGCUGAGCCCAGCACCUGGGCGGUCUUUCCUUUGCAUCAGGGCACUGGGGCUGUGGAGAGAGACAGGACAGAUCCCCCCACCUACAAACCCCGGCAGUCAGGACCAACCCACCCCUGGGUUCGAUUCACUCCCUCUGGUGCUAAUUCACAAGCCUUCACCCUUGCCAGACACCCCGCCCCCCACCAUGGCUGAGUCCAAGGGUGGGGGAGCAGACCCAGCAUCACCCACUUUGAAGGAGUUAACCUUGAACCCCUCCCCCCCCCCCCAAGGGACCUUUAAAACAGGCCUGAACCUGCACGGCCCUGAGCCCGAGCCCAGGAACCGCGCUCGCGGCCUGCAGCUUUAAUUCAGGCGUCGCCACUAUCAGGCCACGUGGCUUUUUUUCUUCCCUAGCGGUGCCUGUGGGGACCCCCCGGUGACCCCCGUUCUCCCUCGCCCCAGUCUAGAGCAGGGGGGAAGCGGUGACACUGGCCUUCCCCCCGACGGUGCCGGGAUCCUCUUUAGCAAUAGCAACCCUCACUGUGCAAAGCCUGGAGCCGAGCGGCUUUACGUGCGGGAUCAUCUCCGAGGUUAUGCAGCUCCCGCCCCGCACACGCACACACCUUCCAGCUCAUUCCUAAACGCCCAGGCUCAUUGGAUCCCCCACGGGAAUGUGGGGGGGUAUUUUUCUUAGCACAGGCCCUUUUAGAUUUCUAGAGACGUGUAUCUGUGAUUCCCCUGCACCCCUUGCCCGGCCCCACCUUGGAUUAUUUUUUUCAUUUUCCUUUUUUUUUUUUAAAUAUUAUGUACUAUAUUUUUAGUCUUAAA